GCAGGAUUAAGAAUUAGUGAGGCCCUAAACUUUGACUUAUCCUUAGAAAAUCAAGAACCAUCUUUUAAAAACUUAUAUCUUUUGCGGGGCAAAGAGCAAGUAAAAAAGGAAAUAAAUAUCGCAGAAAAUAUCGAACUGGCUCCUCAUACUUUAAGAAGGUGUUUUGCUACUCACCAGGCUAUUUCAGGAAUGCCUUUGCCCGUGUUGCAGAAAGUGUUAGGGCAUAGUAAAAUUUCUACUACUGCCUUAUACAUCAAAGAUUCUGAUUUAAAUAAUUUAGUAAAAUUCCGUCCAGUGUAA
This is a messenger RNA of Paraglomus occultum, 300 nucleotides long. The record is from the annotation of a GenBank genome assembly. NCBI's taxonomy places the organism in Eukaryota, Fungi, Glomeromycota, Glomeromycetes, Paraglomerales, Paraglomeraceae.